Miscanthus lutarioriparius is the source of this 1461-nucleotide messenger RNA. NCBI's taxonomy places the organism in Eukaryota, Viridiplantae, Streptophyta, Magnoliopsida, Poales, Poaceae. The record is from the annotation of a GenBank genome assembly.
AUGGAGAAAGCGGCGGCGAACGCGUUGCCGCCUCUGCGGUUCCUCGCCGUUCUGGCCGUGACAGCGUGGACCUUCUUCCUCUACUUCCAUUUCUCCGUGAUCAGCGGCACGGUGGAGGUGGGUCACGGGGAUGACGACGGCGCCGACGCGUGCCGGGGGCGGUACAUCUACAUGCACGACCUGCCGUCGCGCUUCAACACCGACAUCAUCCGCAACUGCCGCAAGACCGAGGACCACUGGGGGGACAUGUGCGGCGCCCUCAGCAACGCCGGCCUCGGCAGGCCGCUGGCCGACCGCACCGACGGCGUGCUCAAGAGCGAGGCCGGGUGGUACGCCACGCACCAGUUCGCGCUAGACGCCAUCUUCCACAACCGGAUGAAGCAGUACGAGUGCCUGACCAACCACUCCGCGGUGGCCGCCGCCGUGUUCGUCCCGUUCUACGCCGGCUUCGACUUCGUCCGCUACCACUGGGGCUACGACAACGCCGCCAGGGACGCGGCGUCGGUGGACCUGACGAAAUGGCUCAUGGCGCGGCCCGAGUGGCGACGCAUGGGAGGCCGCGACCACUUCCUCGUCGCCGGCCGGACGGGGUGGGACUUCCGGAGGAGCAACAACGUGAAUCCGGACUGGGGCACCGACCUCCUCGUCAUGCCUGCCGGCCGGAACAUGUCGGUGCUCGUGCUGGAGUCGGCGAUGCUGCACGGCAACGACUACCCCGUCCCUUACCCGACCUACUUCCACCCCAGGUCGGACGCCGACGUGCUCCGGUGGCAGGACCGAGUUCGCGGCCAGCACCGGACAUGGCUCAUGGCGUUCGUCGGCGCGCCGCGGCCGGACGUGCCCAUCAACAUCCGCGUCCGCGACCACGUGAUCGCGCAGUGCAAGGCGUCCAGCGCCUGCACCAUGCUGGGCUGCGCGCGCGCCACCGGCAGCACCCAGUGCCACACCCCGGGUAACAUCAUGCGGUUGUUCCAGAAGACCACCUUCUGCCUGCAGCCGCCCGGCGACACGUGCACGCGGCGGUCGGCGUUCGACUCCAUGGUGGCCGGGUGCAUCCCGGUGUUCUUCCACCCGGGGUCGGCGUACAAGCAGUACCGGUGGCACCUCGCCGUGGACGACCAUCUCAGGUACUCUGUGUACAUCCCAGACGCCGACGUGCGGGAGCGCAACGUGAGCAUCGAGGCCGUGCUCCGGGCGAUCCCUCCGGCCGCGGUGGAGCGGAUGCGGGAGGAGGUGAUCAGGCUCAUCCCGAGGGUUCUGUACGCCGACCCCAGGUCCAAGCUAGAGACUGUCAAGGACGCGGUUGACGUCGCCGUCGAGGGGGUCCUCGACACGGUGGCGCGGAUCAGGAACGGUGAGUACGUCGACAGCGGCGGCCCGGUCACCGAGGACCCUCCGAACCUUUUCGCCUCUACGGAGUCCAGACUCCGGCCGGUGCGACCGGUGCAAGCCGAUCAGUAG